UAGUAUAAAACAAGGCAAUUGGGCUGCCAUAAUCAUCGAGCUCAUAUUCGUAAUAUAUUAGAUUGUUUUGUGAGAUUCAGAUUCCGAGCUUUUUCAAGUUUAGCAAAGGAGAGAAGAAUGGGCGGGAGUGAGAGAGAAGGAAGCAGAAUAAUGGUUGCUGUGAAUGAGAGCAUGUAUGCAUUGCAAUGGACUCUUGAUAACCUCUUUCGAGAAAAAAAGGACCAACAUAUCAUUGUUAUGCAUGCAGAGACUCCAGCUGUCUCUAAAUUUGCAUUAGCAGGCCAUGCCGCUGCAUCUGCAGGGCAUCAUGUGUUUGAAAUAGCUGGAAGAACACAAAACCACAUUACACAGAGAAUAUUAUCUCAAGCAAAAGAAAUUUGUGAGAAAGGCAACGUGAGCAUCGAAAUGAAAGUGGUGAUAGGAGAAACACGGUAUGCCAUUUGUGAGGCAGCUGACGAAAUGAAAGUAGAUCUCUUAAUUGUUGGAACUCAUGGUCAUGGAGCAGUUAAAAGAGCUAUUGUAGGAAGUGUGAGCGAGUACUGCACACGCCAUUGCAAGUGCCCAGUCAUGGUCGUCAAGAAACCUCACAGUUGAUAUAAAUCCAAAGCUAAUCCUGGAGCUAUUCAUGUACUCUAGAGAUUGUGUUUAUAUGUGACUUUAAGUCAUUCAUAAAUGGGUUUCUUUGUGUCUUUUAAAUAUUUGUAAAAGAACAAAAGAGAAGAAUGCAUUAUGCCCUUUUUUAUCUUCGCUGGGCUUGUAAUUUUUGUUGUAUGUAUAUUCUCUUUAAUGGACUUGUAAUUUUUGUUGUAUA
Molecule: messenger RNA, 811 nt
Organism: Cryptomeria japonica (Japanese cedar)
Lineage: Eukaryota; Viridiplantae; Streptophyta; Pinopsida; Cupressales; Cupressaceae
Product: universal stress protein A-like protein
Exons: 4
Coding region: 118-594 (158 amino acids)
Source: RefSeq, a predicted model, not a curated record